UGGGAUAUGAAUUUUGACACUAGAAUGGGAUUAAUCUCAUUGAGACUAUGAUAAUGGUACCCACUUAUGUAUGGGUUGAGUUUGAUUGAUCCUGCCGGAAAUUAUCUGCCCAGGAUGCUCCUUGCUGCAGGCUGGCAGUGAGGUCGGACGGAGCAAUGCCUCACCGUUGUGCAGAGCUUACCUUCUGCCUGGCUCUACUCUCUCCAUCCUUAAACUUACAGUUGAUACCAAAUAAAGGCAUGGAGAUGUUUCAAAAUCCACUUCUGAAACUCCAUCGACCUGACGUUCAGGUGACAUAUUAGCCGCGCGGGUAGAAGAAUAUACUUGCAUCAGGAUCACUUACGAUCAGACAAUUCUCCACGACCAUCAAGAAUGAAGGCUAUCGGGGUUGAGUAUUACGGCCCCGUCGACCGUCUUGAAUCUCGGGAGGUCCCCAAGCCAACGGAUCUCCAACCUCGAGAUAUCCUGGUUCGGAUCAAAGGGGUCUCCGUGAACCCCGUGGACACAAAAGUACGGAAUGGGACAUACGAUGAUUAUCCGGACUACUACGACCGCGUUCCACGACCAUUCCAAAUCCCUGGGUACGACGCAGCAGGCACUGUGGAAGCUGUUGGAUCAGAAUGCUCGCUUUUCAAAGCCGGAGACGAUGUAUUCUACUCCGGAAGCCCCAUUCAACAAGGAUCAAAUGCCGAGUAUCAGCUGGUAGAUGAGAGGAGCGUUGGUCACAAACCGAAGACUCUUGAUUUUGUCAAAUCAGCUGCAAUGCCUCUGACGUACGUCACGGCAUAUGAGGCCCUCGUUGAACGACUGGAGAUUAAGAAAGGCGAACAAGCAGCACUUCUCAUUAUCAAUGGCGCCGGUGGAGUGGGUGCUAUGGCUACGCAGAUUGCGCGCGUUGUACUUGGUCUUCCAGUGGUUAUUACGACAGCAUCAAGACCGGAGACGAUUCAGUUUACGAAAGAUAUGGGUGCAACUCAUGUUGUCAAUCAUCGAGAGGAUGUCCCUAGUCAGAUUGAGAAGCUGAACCUCGAUUUACCACUGAAGUACAUUUUCAUCACACAUUCCACCGACCAAUAUAUGGACACAUGCGCUCAGGUUUGCGCGCCGUUCGGCAAAGUCUGCUCGAUCGUCCAAGGCCAGGCUAAGAUGUAUGGCACGGCGUUCAUGUCCAAGUCCUUGACAUUCACCUGGUGUCUGCUUGGAACAAAGCCAUACCAUCAAAUCGAUGUUGAAUCGCAUCACCGCAUCCUGGAAGAGCUUGCGGCCUUGAUCGAUGCAGGCAAGAUCAAGUGUCAUCUGACAAAGCGACUGAGAUUGACCCUCGAAGGUGUCAAGGAAGGACAUGAGAUUCUUCAAUCCGGCGGAAGCAUCGGCAAAGUGGGGUUAGGCGUGGACGAGGCAGGAUCUCGAGAGCUUUUUGCCUAGAUUGAUGGCCAGGGCUAUUUGUUUUAACACUUUGCGGGGCAUACUUGGCUGCUACGGUUCUCGACGCUUCGAAUGAUGUUUAAAUAUGACAACACGUGAAUUUUGCCUUCGAUUAUUCUGAUGAUGGCUUGGGUAAUUGCUAUGGUGGAGAUGUGCUAACACUGCGACGAGGCGUGGACGUUGGAAGCAAGACAGAAGUCACUCACUUGCUUCAGAUACCCCAAUAAAGACACAUUUCUCCAAGGUCGAGCAACCUGAUACUCG
Molecule: messenger RNA, 1689 nt
Organism: Aspergillus ibericus CBS 121593
Lineage: Eukaryota; Fungi; Ascomycota; Eurotiomycetes; Eurotiales; Aspergillaceae
Product: zinc-binding alcohol dehydrogenase family protein
Exons: 5
Coding region: 373-1425 (350 amino acids)
Molecular function (GO): zinc ion binding; oxidoreductase activity
Source: RefSeq, a predicted model, not a curated record